Molecule: messenger RNA, 1518 nt
Organism: Sphaerodactylus townsendi
Lineage: Eukaryota; Metazoa; Chordata; Lepidosauria; Squamata; Sphaerodactylidae
Gene: SHLD3
Product: shieldin complex subunit 3
Exons: 2
Coding region: 258-998 (246 amino acids)
Biological process (GO): positive regulation of double-strand break repair via nonhomologous end joining; positive regulation of isotype switching; negative regulation of double-strand break repair via homologous recombination
Source: RefSeq, a predicted model, not a curated record
GGCUUCCCUUGUUGUUUUGGUGACCUGUCGCUGCCCGUGUCCUCGGUUGCCUCCGUAAAGAAGGGAGAUCCAGAGGGGAGUGGCUGAGGCGAUGGAUGUUACUCAGUCGAAGCAGGAGCAUCUCUUGGCCCUCAAAGGUCCUGUUUUCAUGCUGUGUGCAGUGCAGCUCAGAAGAGAAGGUGCUUUUUAAGUCGUCUUUUUAGCAUGGAGGCCAAGAGACAUUUCAGAAAGAGCAAGUAGAUUCCUGUGGAACAAGCAUGGAGGUGGUUCUGCACUAUCGACCGUGGCAAAAGGAUCCGACCAUAUUGCAAAAAAUCGCUGAAGAGGCACUGAAAGCGUUUCCUGUUCGGCACUUGCCAAACUUCAGACCUUGGUUUUCAAAUCACUCAUCAAAGCUUCCUUUUAAGCCUAAAAGAAGACCUCCAAUUAUUUCGGCUGAAGAAGCAGAGCAAGUGAAACAACACCUUGCAAGCCCAGAAGGAGUUUGUGGCUCUCAGAGUUAUGACUGUACAGAAGGCCUUCAGGAAUUUCAUCCUGAUUUAAAAGCUGGACAGUGUAUACAGGCAGAGUUUGGCAGAAUUAAUUUAAACGAUUUGGGGGAGCAAUUGGCAAAUAGCAGACUGAAACUGAGGCGAUCUUGGAGUGUAUCUGUUCCCAGCUCUGACCUUAAGGACAAGAUAAUGCCUCUGUCUAGAGAAUUGCGGAGCAUUUUAGAAAACUUAAAACUCCAUGCAUUCUAUAGAGCAAGAUGGAUAAUUGAACCAUCCACUUUUAAUAAUCAAACAUUGGAGGACAUUUGGGUAAAGCUCAACAGAAUGAUCAAACACAAUGAAUUACCGUCGUGUAAUGCUACUAUCCAGAGAUGUGCAGACGAGAUUUGGGUUUUCUGUGACAUACUGUACUGUGAAUAUGUUGGCAAUAACCUUAGGAAAAAAUUAAACCUUGGGGGUAUUAUGAACAUGUUUGUUCACAAACAUGGAGUCAUAUUUAGUCUGUAGCACUGGAUUAAAGGCAGUGCUGUUCAUUGUGGGAAUUCAAAUGAUUUCUAAAACAUGAAUUAGAGAACAAACAAUUCCCUAACCAGCUUGACUUAGGCAUUUGUUUCAUUCUGUGUUUAAUGAUGAUGACAAAAUAUCCUAUUAUUAUAGUUUUUCUGAAUACUAGGAUUACUCCCUGCACAUAGUACAUCGCGUGAAGAGAUCUAGUGUCUGCCCUAUGACUCUUCCAAGCAAACAAAAGUUGUAUCAUCUAUGAUCUCCAUGGCUCGAAGGCUGGGGUUUUUUUUCUGUAUGAAUUCAGUGUAAAUUGAGUGACAAAAACAGGACAUCCUCCGAAGGGAGGUCACCUCUGUAGGACUGGAUUGUUCUUUGUUCUGCAUAGUCCAAAAUGCUGUGACUGCUUCAGGAAAUGUCAGCUGUUAGAAUGAUAUUUCUUGUUCUAGAUGUGAAUUGACCUUUCACAUGACUCUUGUUAGCUCAUUUGGCCAAAAUUGCUGAAUAAUAAAGAUGUUCUAUUGUU